AAAGAUAUUUCAAAAUUGAGAUAGAAAUAGGCAAAAAGAGAUAACACCAAUUAAAUGACACUUUUUACGGGCUGUUUCCGUUGGAGUGGGCGUGGCAACGUUCUAAAACAAACUUGCGCUGCAUACAGGCGGACAAACGAAGACGGCUAGAUCGACACGGCGAGUGAUCCUAAACAGGAAUAUAUAUACUUUAUAGGUGGGUUUGAAGUGUUCCCGGUCCGGUGCAGUUUUAGUUGCAUUUUCGCCAGCGAUUUGGGCGCCAUCUUCCAACUCCCGACAACCCAAUCACCAUAAGGAUCUACAAGGAUAUCAUCACCAGAUGAAGCUGGUGGACGAUGUGAUCUACAUGAAUAAGGCGCUGGCCAAGCUGGAGGAAAAUCGCCCGACCAGGUCGAGAUCUUCAAGACCAACAUGAACAAUGGUAUGAAGGAACCGCAGUUCUUCACCGGCGAAUCCGUUGACUGCGAGGACAUUGUGGGCCUGGGUGAAUAUCGCUACAUCAACGGCGACAGCGUGCCCGUGCUCAUGUCCUUUAAGGAAAAAUGCUGGAUAGAUCCCAAUCCAGCCCAGAUGGUUAUCAAACGCACCCUUUACAAUUUAGAAAGUCUUUAAUUUAUGUUACAGCGCUGACAAAAAUGCAUGUCCUUUGAUUUGUUAUGAUUUCUUUUGGCCGUAGCUCUUAUAAACUCGACCUAAUGUUAACUACUAUAAAAUUAUUCUGUGUGUU
Messenger RNA from Drosophila santomea, 727 nucleotides. Its product is annotated as translationally-controlled tumor protein homolog. Lineage: Eukaryota; Metazoa; Arthropoda; Insecta; Diptera; Drosophilidae. The coding region runs from base 412 to 612 and encodes 66 amino acids. The transcript is spliced from 3 exons. The record is from RefSeq and is a predicted model, not a curated record.